AUGGUUGAUACGCAUGUUGGAACCAAAUCAUAUAAAUCUCCGCUUUUGUGGCUUCCUUGUGAACUCCUCGUGCAUACGGCCUCCUAUCUUUCUCCGGAAGACUUAUUCAAUUUACGCUUGACAUGUCGUCGUAUUGAAACGUUUCUCUUCGAUACGUUCUCGGAAGAAUUCUUUGCUAAUAGACGAUUCAUGGUUACUGAAUGCUUGAAAUGCUUGAUCGACAUAUCGAAACAUCCUACUCUGUCAAAGCGCUUAAUAAAGUUCACCAUCGGACUUGAUCGAUUAUAUAGUAGCGAUGCUCUACCUAGUGUUGGAGAUGGAGGUUGGGGUGACAAUAACUUGCCUACCAAAAGAGGUGUUGAACCUUAUAGACUGGAAGAGCUUGCUGUAGAGCAAAAUUGGCUUGUCAGCAGUGGAAGAUUACAAUUACUACUUAGCGAGGCAUUAAAUGACCUACCAAAUCUGAUCGAACUCAACCUUCGAGAUGCCAGCAUCAUCCGAGAAUUCCCUCGCCCAGAAUCAAACCCAUCAUUCGUCAGCCAUGGUACCGCCGAAGUACGUCGACAGACGGGGAUAGAUUUAUCGAGUAACGAAUCGCAUCUACAUCAACAAGACCAAUUUGCCGAUAUCAUAUUCUCUACUGCCUUGCUAGCCGUAGCAAGAAGUGGUAAACGAUUGAAAGCCAUCACUGUGGACAUACAGAAACGAGAUAUGGGUUUAUCUAGUUCGGCUUUUGCGAUUCCUAAAUCUCUUGUUAGCUCGCUCCGAUUUGCUUUACAAGACUUACGAUCGCUCAAUCUAUCUGUCAGUUUUACCUACGUCACGCUAGGUAGUUUCGCGACUGGAUCUAUGGCAUUCUUACGAUGGCAACCCCACUACCUGUUCUCCUUCCUCGAGUAUACACCAAACCUAACUCGAAUACGAAUCGAAUCGAAAGGACCAAGCUUCCUUUCAGAUGGGAUAAUAGGGUGGUUAGCUCGAUUAGUAGAUUUGUCAAAUGGGAAGCAAGUGGAAGGCUCACGUCUUCAUGGUCGUCUACAACCUGGAUUCGACCACGUUGCUUUAGGUCAGAGAUUUCAUAACUUACAAGUUUUGGAAUUAGGGAAUAUGAUCUCUCCCACCGAAUCAUUAUCGAAGGUUUUACUUCAUCUUACUAGUUCCUUACGGAAACUAGGGUUAUGCAUGGUAGGAUUGUCAGUGGCUCCGGGGGAUGAUGAGCUUGAUAAUAAUCGUCGAAGUCCAAACGCUUGGUCAUAUAUUUUUCGAGAGAUGUCGAAAUCUACAUGCCUAGAGGACAUACAUAUUAGUUCUCUAGGUCAUCAUACUCCAGGAUGUACAACCGGCGACAACAAACAUCAAGUGGUUUUCUUGAAAUCCGAAUUUGGUGUACAGUCGGGUCCUCGUAACGGAUUAUUAAACACAUGGUCGCAUGUGGGUAGUAUUUCAGUCAUGAAGGCUUUUCUUGUUGAAGUUGCGGAAAAGACGGUUGUAAUAUGCUCUAGUUGCAAGCAGAGGAAUUCCAGUUAUCGAACAUCUGAAGAGAUCUUGUAGAUUAAAAUGGAUUACUUGGUAUUAUUAGGUGUCGUCGGUUAGUUCCGAUUCGUUUGGAAUUGAAUAGGUUCCCUAUUAAUUGAUUAUUAAAUGUAUCGGAACUGUAGCAUUGCGAUGCC
Messenger RNA from Hypoxylon trugodes, 1670 nucleotides. RefSeq lists its product as uncharacterized. Gene Ontology annotation, molecular function: protein binding. The record is from RefSeq and is a predicted model, not a curated record. The transcript is spliced from 2 exons. Bases 1 to 1551 code for a protein of 516 amino acids. Lineage: Eukaryota; Fungi; Ascomycota; Sordariomycetes; Xylariales; Hypoxylaceae.